AUGAAAGGACAGAAAGGAGAGAAGAACAAACUCCUAACAGGAGGAGACUCACUCAUGGCCUACGAGACAGAGGAUCAGGAGACUCAAUACUGCUUUCCUGACAUCAACUCAUCAUGUGUCAAGGAACAACGCUCCAGUCAUGGAUAUAUCAUCACAUAUGUGUUUGUGUCAUUGCUGUCAGCAUGGACUGUGUUUCUGAACCUGCUGGUGAUCAUCUCCAUCUCUCACUUCAAGAAGCUUCACACUCCAACCAACAUGAUUAUUCUCUCUCUGGCUGUAAAUGAUCUGUUAGUUGGACUCGUCAUGCCUAUAGAGGCCAUCAGACUGAUUGAGACGUGUUGGUAUUUUGGAGACACUUUCUGUGGACUCUAUUUAUUAUUUGUGUCAUUACUUCUGGCAACAUCUAUUGGUAAUUUAGUUUUAAUUGCUGUUGAUCGUUAUGUGGCUGUGUGUCACCCUUUACUGUACCCACAGAAAAUAACCAUCACUAAAACACUAAUGAGUAUCUGUCUGAGCUGGGCUUGUUCAUCAGCUUAUAUCAUUGCAAUUUUAAUUAAUAAUAGUUAUUUUGACACUUCACACAGAAAAGACAAGUGUUAUGGAGAGUGUUUGCUCAUGAUAACGUUUAGCUGGUUUGUCACUGAUCUGUUCAUGUCUUUUAUUUUUCCUUGCACUCUGAUCAUGAUGUUAUAUUUGAGGAUCUUCUAUGUUGUUCAUCAGCAAGUGAAGGUUAUAAACUCUCUAAUGAAGCAUGGUAAAUGUCUAAAAGAGGGUUCAGUGAAGAGGAAAUCUGAGAGUAAAGCAGCUCUGACUUUAGGAAUCAUUGUGUCAGUUUAUCUGCUUUGCUAUAUCCCAUAUUGCAUCUGUUCUCUAACUGUAAACUCUGUCACGGCUAUGAAUGUUUUAAUAUGGAUUGUGUAUUCUAACUCAGGUGUGAAUCCUCUGGUUUAUGCUUUAUUUUACCCCUGGUUUAAAAAGACAGCUAAACACAUUUUAACACUGAAAAUAUUUCAGCUGACGUCCUCUCUGUUUAAUGUUUUUACAGAACAUUUAUAAUCAUUACUUUCAAAGCGUUCACUAAUAUGUUUAAUUUCUAAGUUACUUAUGUAUUUCUGUUAAAACAAGACAAAGAUGUUUGACAGUACCCAUUAUUACCUAUGUGAUUCAGCUAUGGUGUAGGGGAGGGGGUUCUCGUCUCAAUCAGUCUUCAACUGCAGAGAAACAAACCGACCAUUGCGGCAAUAAUGAAUAGACAGACAAGUGUGUAUUCUGUUUGUGUGUGUGUGUGUGUGUGCGUGUGUGUGUGUGUGUGUGUGUGUGUGUGUGUGUGUGUGUGUGUGUGUGUGUCUUUUAUCACUGAAGCCGCUCUCUUCAAAAAUGGAAAGAUGCUUCGUCUGUCUGGCAAUAUCAGAUGAGCCAAUAUUAAAAAAUUGCAGUAAAGUAACUGUGAUGUGCAGUCACACAUCGAAUCUGAGGUCUGAUCUCAUCUCUCUCUGUCAUCCAGACAUUGAUACAGACGCCACACAAGUCAAGUCGCAAAACUGAGGCUGGUACCAGCUGACAGAAUAGUUGAAGCCUUUGCGAAAUCUGUCAAAACACAUCA
Danio rerio (zebrafish) is the source of this 1603-nucleotide messenger RNA. The record is from RefSeq and is a predicted model, not a curated record. NCBI's taxonomy places the organism in Eukaryota, Metazoa, Chordata, Actinopteri, Cypriniformes, Danionidae.